UAAAUGAUAUUGGUGUAAAAAGAGCUGAAGUUGGCGAACCCAAUUCCAAAAUGAGGCUCAGCAUCACGAGUGAAGAUGACGCAUAUACAAUUCCCGCGUCGCUUCCCGGGAGCGCUACGUCUUCAUCUUCCUCGUCGCUUACACAGUCACAAAUGUUUCUUCACGCCGUGGCAGUUGAAAAAAGCAACAUUGUGAAUCUCUUCAAGCUGACCUUGAAGAAAUUGCUAGAUUCAAUGAACAGUUUGGGACGGCGUAUGCUGAGCUACCGUCAUGAACCCUUGCAACAGUUCAUGCUAGUUAUUGAACGGGUUCUGCAACAUGGUUUUAUAUCUGGGCGAUCAUCUGGCUUCAGCAUCACUGGGUCUAAUCAGAGGACUUUCUGGAAUGCGCUGGACAAAAUGGAUUCUAUGAGUCCAAACUGUGUCGAAAUUCUGCACAACGUACGCGCUCUCCCUGAUAUCAAAUCUGGUUUGGGACGGGGAAGGGCCUGGAUCAGAUUUGCCCUGAUGCAGAAGAGACUGUCAGAGUACUUCGACAUCCUCUCACAUUCCAAAAACCAACUCAAAGAUUUUUACGGUGCUUCUGCUUUGAUUCUGGAUGAAGACACAGUCUCGAUGCUGUCUGGUCUGAUGGUCGGGCUAAAUGUGCUCGAAUUCAACUUCGUACACAGAGAUGAAGAUUUAGACAAUUUGCCAACUGUGAUUGACUUGAGUCCUUUUUUAAAAGACGGAAAUUACCUGGAGCGUGUGUCCGACAACAUUUCAAAUAUGUCUAUGAAUUCAUGCGAUGAUGAUUCAGAUCUGCAGCAGGAAAUUCUGGACUUAUCCAAUCAAAAUAGUUACAUUGAAGAAAUCAACAAAAAAUUGAAAAACCAAGUAAAUGAACUUGCUGCCAAAAUUACGAACUUGGAAACUGAGAAAAUGGAAAUUGGUUUCAAGUUAGAAGGAACAGAAUUGAAGUUAGAAGAAGUUAGAUUAGAAAGAGACAAUUUGCUAAAUGAGAAGAACUCCAGAGAAGAGCAUGAGAAGAAGAGAAUGGAUAUGGCCCAGGCGGACAUACAAGUGGAGAGAGAGACCAUACAGGCUAUGAACCAGAGUCUGGACGUUACAAAUCAGCAGCUGAAGGAGAAACUGGCUGAUGAGAUCACUCACAGAUUGGAAGUUGAGAAGGAGGUGCAGCUGCAGGUGAGCAUGCGUAUAGAGGCGGAGGAGGCGACCAGACUGAUGGAACAGGACAUACAUGAGAAACAGGACUCACUUGUCUCCCUCAGACAACAGCUGAAAGACAUCAAGACCCUCAAUCUACAAUUAUACACUACUGCUCAGGAAAGACUGGCAGAGUUGGAGCAUAAGAACUCAAUCGUGAAACAGUUAGAAGAUAAGAGUUUCAGAAUGAACGACACCCUCAACGAUCAGCAGAAAGAGUUGAAGGGAAUGGAACAAGACAAGACAGCAGCAGUGGAAACUGCGAGAAGUCUGGGUGCACAGCUGUCUGACAAAGACAACGCAAUAUCAUGCCUGGAGACAGAUGUUAGUAUAGAGCGUGAGUGGAGAACGACUCUGCAGAAGGAAAAGGAGGCACUGGUCUCCGAACUGGAGUUGAUCAAGCUGCAACUGAAGAAAGUACCCUCUCUAGAGAAAGAGCGAGAUUCCCUGCAAGAGAAAGUUCUCUUUCUCUCCCGCCAAAUAGAGGAGAGUGAGUUGAGUCUGGCGGACAUGGGACUGAAGUUGAGGUUGAAGGAGGAGCAGCUGGAACUGUUGAAGGAGGAGGAGGAGAAAAAGAAGUGCAGUGGGUGGGUGGAUGAAAAGACAGUGAGGAGUUGUAUGCAGUGUGACACUGAGUUCACUAAUCUCGUCAGAAAGCACCACUGCAGAAACUGUGGCAAUGUGUUCUGUAACAGCUGUUCGAACUACAAACUGAAGUUGCCAAGCUCCAAGGAUCCAGUGAGAGUAUGCCUGGAAUGCAGAUCCAAAAUUAACCAGCAGAGUCUAUGACAAAACUGAAGUCGCGAAGUCAGCACAUCACGUGGUUGAUCUUAACCGAUCAUUUUUAUCAACAAAAAUUUAAUAAAUUAUGUCGAAAUGAAAAUCAACCGGCUGAGCUGAACAAGUUUAAUUGAAU
Messenger RNA from Symsagittifera roscoffensis, 2121 nucleotides. RefSeq names its product RUN and FYVE domain-containing protein 2-like. The transcript is spliced from 14 exons. Gene Ontology annotation, molecular function: metal ion binding. Lineage: Eukaryota; Metazoa; Xenacoelomorpha; Acoela; Convolutidae. The record is from RefSeq and is a predicted model, not a curated record. Gene Ontology annotation, cellular component: cytoplasm. The coding region runs from base 51 to 1994 and encodes 647 amino acids.